This is a messenger RNA of Cyphellophora europaea CBS 101466, 2589 nucleotides long. Its product is annotated as copper-translocating P-type ATPase. Gene Ontology annotation, cellular component: membrane. Gene Ontology annotation, biological process: monoatomic cation transport. The record is from RefSeq and is a predicted model, not a curated record. The transcript has a single exon. The coding region runs from base 1 to 2589 and encodes 862 amino acids. Lineage: Eukaryota; Fungi; Ascomycota; Eurotiomycetes; Chaetothyriales; Cyphellophoraceae. Gene Ontology annotation, molecular function: metal ion binding; ATP binding; ATPase-coupled monoatomic cation transmembrane transporter activity.
AUGAAAAGGCCUAGCAGCAAAUCAUGCUGCACGAAUCAAGCUACUGGUGAUGUCAAAGCCCUGGCUCGAGAGACAUCAUACUCUCUCGAUGAUAUCAUUAUCUCAUCUAUGAACCCCGCAGAAUCGGCUCUAAGCAAACCCUCAAUCAUUGAUGAGGAGAAAGACGCUGCACGUGAGCACGUUGUCCUUAGCGUGUCUGGCAUGACUUGUACUGGUUGCGUUCAAAAAUUGACUAACGUUCUCCACAACGUCGACGGCGUCUUUGCUGUAAAGGCUACCUUCGUGACGGGAAUUGCAGAAUUCGAUUUCGACCAGAAUACCGCAAAACUUGAGGACAUUAUUCCACGCAUUCAAAAGGAGACAGGGUUCAAAUUCUCGCAGAUCGUGAGUACCCUCCAGGCACUGGAUCUUCUUGUUGAUCCUUCUGUUACCCACCAAGCUCUUGAGCGGCUUUAUGAUCUGUGUGAGUCUGUUGAAAAAGUCAACAAGACCACCUAUCGUGUGAGCUAUGACCCCACUUGUGUGGGUGCCAGGACCAUCCUGGCCUCUGAUCCUGGUAUUCACCUGGCUCCUCCAGGAACCGAUGGCAAGUUGGCCGAUGGCCGUCGCAGACUCAUACACAUGGCAUGGGCUACAGCAUUGGCCGCCCUCUUCACUAUACCAAUCGUUGUGUUGGCUUGGUCUGAUGGUCCAGUACCUUAUUCUACCAGUUCGAUAGUGGAACUGGUCCUCGGCACCCUUGUCCAGGCGAUUGCUGUGCCAGAGUUCUAUACAGGAGCACUUAAGUCUCUUAUUUACAGCCAGGUCAUCGAAAUGGACAUGCUUGUCGUUAUCAGCAUCACGGUGGCAUAUGGAUAUUCAGUUGUUGCUUUCGCGCUCACUCGUGCGGGCUAUGCUUUGCAAGAGAAAGCUUUUUUUGAAACAAGCUCCCUCUUGAUAACUCUGGUCUUGCUUGGACGACUCGUUGCGGCAAUCGCCAAAGUUCGAGCUGUGUCUGCGGUCUCUGUACGAUCGCUGCAGGCUGAAAAAGCAAUUCUCCGUGAUUCCUCUAUUGAAGGAACAGCCGAAAUCGACGCAAGGCUGCUUCAAUUGGGGGAUGUCUUCAUCGUUCCAGCACACAGCACAGUCCCUACAGAUGGAGAGAUCAUAGAGGGUACAAGCGCUGUCGACGAGUCGAUGCUGACGGGCGAGAGCAUUCCUGUCCCAAAGACGACAGGAGACCAGCUGAUCGCGGGGACUACCAAUGGUCCUGGAACCCUAACUGUCCGUCUCACCCGACUGCCAGGCAAAAACAGCAUCACGGAUAUUGCAGGCUUGGUGGAGAAUGCUCUCGCUUCUAAGCCUCGCAUUCAGGAUCUUGCGGACAAGAUUGCCUCUUAUUUUAUCCCGGGCGUCAUUAUUGUUUCCUUGAUCGUAUUCGCCAUCUGGGUCAUAGUCGCCCUCAAGGUGCGUGGCGAGAACGGAGGCAGCGCUAUUGGCUUGUCGAUCACCUACGCCAUUGCUGUUCUAGCUGUUUCUUGCCCAUGUGCACUCGGUUUGGCAGUACCGAUGGUACUCGUCAUUGCAGGUGGCGUCGCCGCCCGACAAGGCAUUAUCAUCAAGCAGGCUGAUGCAAUCGAAAGAGGUUACAAGGUCACUGACGUUGUCUUCGACAAGACAGGGACCAUCACCACGGGAGAGCUAGAAGUUGUCCACUCGCAAACCUAUCCUGAUGCAGGAUACGCUGAGGACGAGAUCACUUCUGUCACCAGGACUCUCAUCCAAGAUAAUCAGCAUCCUGUUUCUAUGGCUGUCGCUACUGAUCUAAAGAAAGCUGGCGGCAAGCUCUGCAAACUCGAGGACCUGGAAUCCAUUCCUGGAUCGGGGAUUCGAGGUGUGUGGAAUGGGCGAGUUGUCCGUGCAGGCAACCCCUUCUGGCUUGACAUCGAGAGUCGCCCUGAAAUCUCCGCAUUAGCGGAUCAGGGUAUGACGGUCCUUUGCGUGGCUAUUGAUGCGGAACCCGUUGCCGUGUUUGGGCUCAAGAGCAACAUUCGCCCCGAAGCCGCCAGUGUCAUUGCAGACCUCCACAGUCGCGGCCUGACGUGCCACAUUGUAAGCGGCGACACAUCGAAAGUCGUCAAUGAUGUCGCACAAGCCGUUGGUAUUCCCAUCUCGAACGUUGUGUCGCGAUACGCGCCGGCACAGAAGCAGAAUUACGUCCAGGGCCUGAUGGCUUCCAAGAAAGUCGUAUUGUUCUGCGGCGACGGAACAAAUGACGCUGUUGCGGUCGCCCAAGCCAAUGUCGGUGUACAGAUCGGAGCUGCAUCCGCCGUGACCCGAGGCACCGCUGAUGUCGUCUUACUUGGUGGGCUCGACGGCGUGCCAGCGCUUCUCACUCUGUCGAAGCGAUCAUUCCGCAGAAUCACCUUCAACUUCGUGUGGUCAGCAAUUUACAACUUGUUUGCGAUCCUGCUCGCUGGAGGGGCUUUCGUUAAGGUUCGCAUCCCUCCCGCAUAUGCAGGCCUCGGAGAGAUCGUGAGCGUCAUGCCUGUCAUUCUGGCGGCUCUGACUCUCUUGAGGGUCAGACUAUUCAGCCCAGUUCCAGUCUGA